UGCUGAGCAAAAGUUGUUCAGCAGUUGUUUAAAUUUUGCCUAUCAAAACACACACGCCACACGCUAUGACAUCUGCCGCUCGUCGUCUGUACAAAGUUCUCGUCACCCAUCCGGAGGUACCACUUCCCGCGCUGGAAUUCCUUCGCCAGAAAGGAUGUGAGACGAUUGUCUGUGAAAAUAUUCCCCCGGUUCGUUCGGAUAUACUUCAGAAAUUACCCGGUGUUGAUGCCAUCUUCUGGGCCUCCUAUCAACCAUUGAAUGGAGAAGUACUCGAUGCGGCCGGUUCACAGCUAAAAGCGGUUAGCACAAUGUCAUCGGGCAUUGAUUAUGUUGAUGUGCCGGAAUUUAAGCGUCGUCAAAUGCCAUUGGGGCAUACUCCGGGCGUCGUUAAGAAUGGAGUGGCUGAUUUGGCCAUAGGACUGAUGAUAGCAGCAGGACGUUUCUUUCAUGCCGGACGGCAGCUAAUCGAAAACUCCAAGUGGGAAAAGGAGCGCAUUAACUGGUUGAUGGGUCAAGAGAUACGUGAUUCUGUCAUUGGAUUCAUGGGAUUUGGAGGAAUUGGUCAAGCCAUCGCCAAACGUCUGCAAUGUUGGGAUGUUAAGAAAAUCAUCUACCACACAAGGACGCGAAGAGAGAAUGAUGUUGACUUUGGAGCCCACCAUGUGACAUUUGAUGAACUACUGAAGGAAAGUGACUUCUUGGUGGUGGCUUGUCCCUUAACUGCGGAAACAAAGGGGAAAUUUCAUGCCGAAGCAUUUGGUAAAAUGAAAAAGAAUUGUGUCUUCGUCAAUGUGGGUCGGGGAGGAAUUGUGGAUCAAGACGCCUUGAUUGAAGCCUUGAAAACGGGUCAAAUAUUUUCCGCUGGUUUGGAUGUUAUGACCCCGGAGCCAUUGCCCGCCGAUGAUCCUUUAAUGAAAAUACCAAAUUGUGUUGUCAUCCCUCACAUGGGCACCCAAACUCUAAAGACCACCACUGAAAUGGCCAUGUUGGCAGCCAAUAAUCUUAUCAAUGCCCUCGAAGGAAAACCCAUGGUCUGUCCUGCCUAUUAAAAACCAACCAUCCGAAUUUCUUUAAAAUUUUAAUUUCAAAUUUACUCAUCAUUAUCUUUAACACUUAAACUUAUAAAUAAAGUAUCCCAUUCCUCACGAUUCAGAGCA
This is a messenger RNA of Musca domestica (house fly), 1157 nucleotides long. RefSeq names its product glyoxylate reductase/hydroxypyruvate reductase. The coding region runs from base 66 to 1049 and encodes 327 amino acids. Gene Ontology annotation, cellular component: cytosol. The record is from RefSeq and is a predicted model, not a curated record. NCBI's taxonomy places the organism in Eukaryota, Metazoa, Arthropoda, Insecta, Diptera, Muscidae. Gene Ontology annotation, molecular function: NAD binding; hydroxypyruvate reductase [NAD(P)H] activity; glyoxylate reductase (NADPH) activity. The transcript is spliced from 4 exons.